AUGCAGCAAUCGCAUCCCUUUGGCGACAGCAUCAUCACCGGCCAGGUAGACGCAGCCAGCCGACCAAAUCUCUCUAGACCACCGUCGUCGCCGCCGCCGCCGCCUCCACCACCUCCAAUAUCAAUAUCGCAUAAUCCUAAUCUUAACCCACCCUCACGAGAGGCUCCAGGCCUUGACAGCAUCACGCCAGUCCCGCGCUCCGUCUUCUCGUCCGUCCGCCUGCCGCGAAGCUCGUCGCUGAUCCAGCCGUCGCACGUGUUGCCGUCGCCCACUACCACUACCGCCGCCAUCCGUGCUACUCAUACCACUACUCAUACCAUUUCUCCUGCUAGUAUUGGCAACAAUAGCGGCAAUCCACUCCAGCAAACGCAUCGCGACACCGUGCACCCCCCCGUCAGUCUCAAGCGGCCGUCAACUCCGUCGUCGCAUCCAAGCAGGGGCGCCACCACCGGAGCAUCGCCGCAGCAAGGCUCUCGCUCCCGAAACCGCUGGUCGACCUCGUCCGUUUCGUCUUCCUCGAGUCGCACGUCCCCUUAUGCCUCUCGCCAGGCGUCUGGCUCCCAUUCGCAUUCUCAUACUCUCUCCAACUCGUCUUAUACCCGCCGCGCCAGUAUCGAGGCUGUAGUUGGUGCUUUUCACGGUUCGUCUGCUCCUGCUGCCGUUGAGGCGCUGCCGCAUCACCCGCAACGAACCGAUCGAAGCCACUUCGCCGCGUCAGGGCGCAGCGAAACUCCCACACUGGCGUAUUCAAUGAGGACAGAGUCGAGCAUGUCCAUGAGGCAUUACGAGAGCAACCACCUACGCUCCAUGUCGCCCAACCCAUACGCAAAUCCCGCCACGACGACGUCGUCUACCGCCAGAAUGCCGCACGAGCAGAGCCACGAUCCAUACGCUCCUCGGGGCCACUCUAGGGACCACUCAGGGAAGAGCAGCAGAGAUCUGGGCAAGCCCCGCGCCCAAAAAAAUCCCUCCCAAAAGGCAAUGCUUUCUCGCGCGCUGCAAAAGGCCAACACGGCAGUGCAGCUUGACAAUGCUCAGAAUUUCGAAGGCGCUCGAGAGGCCUACUCUGAGGCAUGUGACUUGUUGCAGCAGGUGCUUGACCGAACAGCGGGGGACGAGGAUAAGCGGAAACUUGAAGCUAUUCGCCAAACAUACACCAGCCGCAUCGAUGAACUGGACCAAAUGGGCCCUUGGCAGGAUGAGACUGUCAAGGCUCUACCCGCGCGGCCAGAAAGUGAAGAUUACAGCGCGUCCAUAUACAUGCAUCAGGACUACGAGAUGAUGGAGGAGGCUCCCAGGAUCGAGACGGCACGAAUUGUAAGCUACAUUGGGGGAGACAGCUCUCCCAUUUCAGGGCCACCGGCACACCAAUGGCAGCAAACUACCGGUUAUACAACAAUGGAUAGACUGCAGCCCGCUCGUAAUUUAGAACCGGGGCUGUUGCAAUCGUCGUUUUCUCGGGCGCCUAGGCGUCUGCGCUCUACUGAGGACCUUCGCGCACAGAACCAGGAGGCCCAGUAUGCGGUGCCCCCUCUAUCGCCUCGCUCGCAGACGCCAGCCAAGACGAGUAGCGAUGAUAUGUUUGCAGAGCUGCCGCCGCACGAACCUUAUCAGUACCAGCAGCAUACACAGCAUCACGGCCACCAAAGACAGCCUAGCGAUUCUGUUCUAUCUCCGUACGAUCAGGAGAUUUUAGACGGGGCCCAGAGCUCAUGGUUGGAUCCAAUCGAUGAAUCGGGAGCCUCCACGGUGUCUUCUGUACAUUCACGUACGUCGUCGCUUGGCUACCGUCGACGCCAUAUUAGAGCUGCCAGUGGAAACACCGAAGCCGAGUUUGACACGGCGCUGGACGCUGCCAUCGAAGCUGCCUACGACGACGGCUUUGAGCCCAUGGACCCCGAAGACUAUGAAACUAUAGAUACCAGCGAGGAUGCCAUGGCAAGUGUACUGCAAAAAGUGGAAAAAGCACGCGAAAGAGUGAGACAGACGGAACAGGAAGCCUAUGAUGAGCUGGCGAAUCUCCGACAAGCACAGCAGCAGAAUUUACAGCAGCUGCAGGAGGAGGACAAGUAUACGCCGGACGGAUUCUACGAGGACGAUUCAUCUGAAGAGGAAGAAAGACUAUUGGAGGAGAUUACACGCGACUUUGCCAUUGAAGACUUUACAAUGGAGCAGCCACCUGUCGCAACAGUGUCGGCUAAGCAACAGGAAGCUUGGAACGAAGAUGAGACACAGGCGGAUUUCAUCUCAGGCGUCCGAUCCUUCUCUGCCUUGUCGCAGAGGCCACCCAUUCCUAACACCACCAGUGCGCCUGCAGCACCACCUCCAACUUCGGCAUUGCCAGAAUUACCAUCAGCAGGUUCGGGCUCUCCAUCGCGCGGAGUGCGGAGUCGUCGACUCUCUGGACAGAAUCCAAAGCAGCUCAAGAUUGAAACCGCAAAUCUCGGACAGGCCCCCAGGCCUAUUUACGACGAUGACGAAAUAUCCCCAAGCACUCAGGAGCCGCCUACAGAGGCGCUGGCCCGAACAGACAGCUCUCAACCCGCCAGGCCGCCGAUACCGACAGAAAGCUAUGCAUCCGAAUCAAAGGCUCCUGGAUCGCCGGGCGCCAAGAAGAAGCUGCUGGAAGGAGAAGAUGCGCCCAACGCCUCGCCUUCCAUCCACAGACUACGGAAGAACUUUUCCUCUUCCAGUUUGAGAAGCAUGAAGAGCAGAAAUAUGUCAGUAUCGCAUCUUGACGACAACUCCGACGUGUCUCCUGGUACCCCCAUGAACAAUCCCUUUGGCAAGGCACCUGCUGUGCCUGCGCUACCGACACCUCUAAUCACGUCGUUCAAAGAGAACAUGGAGAUGGCGGGUGGUGCAGGCCUUCAUCUUUUUGAGGACAACUUCCACGUAUCGGCCACUCCCGGCCCCCAAAGUCCAAUUGUUUCAGUAGACGUCCCCUUGCCCCUGGAACCUUGUCCAAACGACUUCAUGUUGCGGCCCUUUUGGUUGAUGCGAUGCCUUUACCAAACUCUUGUGCACCCCAAGGGAGGAUACGUCAGCACAAAGCUAUUCGUGCCGCGAGAUGUCUGGCGAGUGAAGGGAGUCAAGAUUAAGAAUGUAGAAGACAAGAUUGCAAACUGCGACUUUCUUACCGCAGCACUCCUAAAGCUAGCCAAAGUUGACACUCUAGAUGCAGAUGCUGUGUUGGAAGAAAUGCAGUCCCUCGAGGGUGUUUUGGAGCAAAUACAAUCAACUCUGACCCGAAAGCUUGGAAGCGAAGUAGGCGUCCAGGGCUCCGGCCUUCUCUUCAAGGAUGCCUCUAUGGACGGUGAUGGAGGAUCAAAUGUGCCGCGAUCAGGCAGCGUGUCUGGCAAGGCCUCUGCCUUCUCAUGGCGAAGGCUUCGACCAAAGACGUCGGGUGUUGGGUUGGGAGGAUCAUACAGCAACCGGAGUGCCAGUGCCGAAGUCAAGGAGGUGACGACACUACCGACUAUUCCCAUGACACCAAAACCGGCAAGUCGCCCAGCCAAGCGAGAUGUGAGCCAAGCGCAGUUCAUCGGCCCCAAUGCCAAUUAUAUGGGCUCGCUUGCACGCUUAUUUGAUGCUGCGCAAGCAGUUGAUCAAAUCGCAAGGCAGGUUGACGACCCCGGUCUACGGCAUGCGGACAAGACCCAAGUUGGCUUGGAGCUUUGCACACGGCACGCAGCCGAGUUUUUCGGCUUCUACGUCUGUCGGUUUGUCCUGACGGACCUCGGUCUUUUACUGGAUAAAUUCAUCAAGAGAGGAAGCGAAUGGGUUCUGACGUGA
This is a messenger RNA of Trichoderma virens Gv29-8, 3795 nucleotides long. RefSeq lists its product as uncharacterized. NCBI's taxonomy places the organism in Eukaryota, Fungi, Ascomycota, Sordariomycetes, Hypocreales, Hypocreaceae. The record is from RefSeq and is a predicted model, not a curated record. The transcript has 3 exons. Bases 1 to 3795 code for a protein of 1264 amino acids.